Molecule: messenger RNA, 2022 nt
Organism: Ahaetulla prasina
Lineage: Eukaryota; Metazoa; Chordata; Lepidosauria; Squamata; Colubridae
Exons: 2
Coding region: 4-2013 (669 amino acids)
Source: RefSeq, a predicted model, not a curated record
GGGAUGGAGAGCAAUCCUCGACCUGAAGGCUCUGAACCGCCACAUAGUCUACAGGCGGUUCAAGAUGCAGUCACUCCAGUCCAUCUUGGAGAGCAUCAGGGAGGGGGACUUCCUCACGUCAGUAGACCUGACGGAGGCAUACUUACAUGUCCCUAUCCUUCCGGCUCACAGACGAUUCCUCCGCUUCUGCCACGGGGGUCUCCAUUACCAAUAUUGUGCCCUUCCAUUCGGGCUCUCCUCGGCCCCCAGGGUCUUCUCAAAGCUAAUGGCCGCUCUCACAGCGCGCCUCCGGGCUAUUCCAAUCAGAAUCCAAGCUUAUCUGGACGAUCUCCUUAUCCAAUCUCGAACAGAGACCCUGGCGGCAGCGGAUUUGUCCACAACCAUUCAGGUUCUAGAAGCCCACGGCUUCUCGAUCAACAAGGCCAAAAGUCACUUACAUCCUACGAAUCGAAUCCAACACUUAGGGGCCAUCAUAGACACGAUCGAGGGCCGGGUCUAUCUGUCACAGGAGCGUCUCACCAAUUUACAGAACCUAGUCAGGGGGGUAACCAAGAGACGUCUUAUUCCUUUAAAGACCCUUUCCCAACUCUUGGGGAAACUGGUCUCCUGCAUCGGCAUUGUACCUUGGGCUCGUCUCCACUGCAGGACACUGCAGUGGUUUCUACUCCCCUAUCAAAAGGCACACACAGCUACGUCACCAAUACUUGUCCAACUUCCACAACAAGUCAGGCACUCCCUUCUAUGGUGGAUCUCCCCAGCCCUGUCAAAGGGCAGAGAGUUCAGGGAACCCCAACGCCUAAUCUUGACAACAGAUGCCAGUCUUCACGGCUGGGGCGCCCAUCUGGGAUCGAACAUGGCUCAGGGUCAGUGGUCCCCAGGGGACCUGACCCACAACAUAAACUGGUUAGAACUCAGGGCCAUUCAUCUGGCCUUACUAUCGUUCCAGGACAUUGUUCUCAAUCAAGACAUUCUAAUAUUAACGGACAAUGUGGCCGCAAAGGCUCAUGUGAACCGCCUGGGGGGAACCCACUCUCAGCCUCUCUUGCAAGAGGCAGUGCAACUGGGUCUCUGGGCGGAGGCUCACCUGAGGUCCAUACGGGCCUCUCAUAUAUCAGGGGUGGCAAACACACAGGCCGACUGGCUCAGCCGAGUCUCAGUCGACCAGGGGGAGUGGCGACUGAAUCCGGAUAUGUUCCUCGAGAUCACACUCCGCUUCGGGAACCCGCUGGUAGACCUCUUUGCCACUCGAGACAAUCGUCAACUGGAUCGGUUCUUCUCAAGGUACCCAGUCCAGGGGGCGGAGGGCAUAGACGCCCUGUGCAGUCUUUGGCCCCCUGGCCUCCUUUAUGCCUUCCCUCCCAUUCCAACAAUACCCAAGGUUAUCAGGAAGAUGCUGAGGGAACAGGCGGAACUCAUCUUGCUGGCUCCACACUGGCCUCGGCGCCCGUGGUUUGCGGACCUGGUGGCUCUCUCAGUGGCUCCCCCGUGGAAACUUCCUCAGACCAAGAUCUCGCUCAGCCAAGGGCAGCUGACUCAUCCGGACCCUCAGUGGUUCAAGCUGACCGCCUGGCGCUUGAGCGGAGCCUCCUGAGGAAGAGACAUGUACCUGCCAACGUCGCCAACACCAUCCAGGCGUCUCGUCGUAGUUCCACCAUUCGCAUCUACGGCUCGACGUGGCGCACCUUCUACACCUGGUGUUCAAGCAAGAACAUAGACCCUACCACCGCUUCUACGAUCACUAUCCUGAUCUUCCUUCAACACGGAUUGGAACAAGGUCUGGCAGCGAACACGCUUCGACGACAGCUCAGUGCGUCGGUCUGCCGCAUCAUCCUCGUCCGAAAGCUGGAAGGCACCAGGAGGAGGAGGUGCUUUUCAACUAGCAGACUCGAUCCCAUUGGAUACAGACCGAGUCACUCCCAUGCCUGGCUGCUGGUCCCGCCAACAGAGAAAGGACAUUCAGGUAGGACCAAUGUCCAUUCUGAUCAGAGUAAAUUACAGAGAAUUGCCCAUUAAGAUAUUUGC